AUGGACAACAGGCGGUUCCUGCGAAUAGGGAAGAGCGUCGUGCACGGGCGCACGGGGCCCCUGAGGGGGGACAUGGGGAACGCGGCGGAGGAGCAGGAGAUGGGGAAAGGCGCAGUGAAAGGUGACAACCCCGGGCGUGGCGGGAAUAGCGGCGGUGAUGGUAACGUUCGCGAUGGAAACCUUCGCGAUGAGAAGCCGGCCAGAGAUGCAGCGCCGAAUGAAAGCGCGCUGAACAGCCACUUCAACGCGGAGGACAGCGAAAACAACAGCGGUGAUAUUUUCGAGCAGCUGCUCCAGAGAGAACUCGCCAAGGGGGCGUUAGGCGGAGGGGUCGUGGGAAAAAACAUGAGUAAGCUGAAGGGAAGCAUGGCCCAGGGAAAGGACGAGAAGGCUCAAAAAGGGCAAACCAGUGUUCAUAGAACAUAUGACAAAAGAGAGAACAUGACCAACACCGCAAGUGCAAAUGACCGAACGGGUGGAAGCAAAAUAGGUGGCGGAGAAGAAGACACAGAAGUUCAGACAGAAGAUUUGACAGAAGAUCUGUCAAAGAUCGACUUAACAGUACGAGUAAGCAGCAGUCAGGUAAAAUUUCGAGUGCAUGGAUAUAACGAAGUGAUUAAAUGUUUCACCAGUCAAGAUAAUACGAAGGAAAAGAUGGAGAUGGUUAAUCUGCUUUUUCAAGAUGAAGACAGAGUUCUUAAAUAUCUAGGAGACAACAAUUUAAUAUGUCAGAUAAAGGCAGCCGAAAUGAUAGCAGAGUAUUUCAGUGUACUGAAGGAGAUUCACUCCUAUAACUUCAAGGAGGAGUACCAAAAUGAGGAAGAGUUAAUAAACUCGUUUGUUAACGAUGUGAAGAACAAAUUAUUUUCCAUUUUUUCAAAAAUUGAUACGGUGCUAAUUGAGAAAAUUUUAACCAACGCCAAGUCAUUUGACAGUGGUUACAACAUUGUGAGUAAGAUAAUUGAGUUUUGUUCCAGCGAUAAGAUAACCGUAAAUAUCUUAACUAUUCUGUGCGAACAUAUGCAUGGGAUAUAUUUGAAGGCAAACAAAUCGGUGUCCAACAUUAAGGGGGUUAAGAUCAAGGUCAUCUCAUCGGUUCUCCAGCUGUUACACAGACUUCUGACCAAUUUUGGAGCCUCUGUCAUAUGCGUGAAGACGAUAAACAAGUUCUGCUUCAAAUUUAACGAAAUGAUGGAUAAAGGUGUGAAGACCAAUUUUUAUCUCCUCUAUAUUGAAAUGCUCAGCCAGAUAAAAAACGCAGAAUUUCAAAACUGCAUUUUGAACGAGCUGAAUAGUCAACAGAAGAACUACAUCACCAAGGAACUGCAGAAGGAGGAGUACCAAAGAGGACCAGGGGCGAAACCCUGGGCGAGUACCUACCUCCUAAACCAGUGCAGUAGUGGUCAGCGUGGGCUCAGCGGAGAUGGCAUGAUAGAUGAAGAUAACCGUCUUCAUGAUAACUCCUUCUCAAAUAAUCUAAACAACUUAAUUGAAGAGGCUGACGUUUUCAAGGAAAUCUGCACAAAGCAGUGGGAAAAAAGAGUCCUCGAAGGAUGCAUCGACAAGAACGUCAGCAGUGGAAGAAGCGGAAACAGUGGAAACAGCGGAAACAACAACAGUAGUAACAACUCCUUGAGCAAUGAAAACUUAUUGCCAUGGAAAAUCAAAGUUGAAGCCAUCAAUCUUUUAUACGACAAAAUGAAGGCCAAAUGUGUAAUUAAGAAGACGCCAUAUAUUAGCACCAUUUUAAACAUAAUUAGUAAGCUCCUAAAAAAUGAGUCUGCUCUCCCCGUCGUUGUGUCUACCCUUAAGCUACUUCACAUGCUGAUUGAGAAGUUUGAAAAAGAGAUAUAUACCACGGUGAAGUCCUUCUCUUUCGUCCUGUGUGCAAAAUUGAAGGAUUCAAACAAGCAAGUAUCCAAUGCGUGCAUGGAAUGCUUGACCAAGGCGAUUUGUGUUUAUAAUAUGGAUAUUUUUAUCGAUGAUUUGUCGAAGAAUCUGAAGGAUAAAAAUAAUAACACGAGAAUGGUUACCCUUGAUUUUCUGCUCAAAGUGUUUGAUUAUGUGGACAAGAAGAACGUGGUUUCCAUCAUCGAAAUCACAAAGCAUCUGCUGAACGACACCGUUGCGAAUAUUAAGAACAUGGCAUGCAAACUUUACUCCCUCAUUGUGACGAAUUUCGGGGAAGAGGUGCACCCCUCCUUCUUCAGCUCCCUCCCCUCGAACAAGAAGAAGUCCAUUUUGGCGCUCUGCUCGGGCGGCAGCGGGGGGGGGAAGACCAAGCCGGAAAGCGGCGGUGCGAGAAGUGGCGGAGGAAAUGGCGCAGGAAGCGGGGGAGGAAGUGGCGUAGGAAAUGGCGUAGCAACUGGCGUAGGAAGCGGUGGAGCAAGUGGUGUCGCUACUGGUGUAGGAAGCAGCGGUGCCGCCAGCCAAGGCGAUAACAUCGAAUCGGUGCUACCCAGGACCAUCACCACCAGCCUGAAGUCAAAUAACUACGCCACGAAGAUAGAAGCCAUACAAGAGUUGAUCAAAUGGAUCAGCUCCGAAAUGAACAUGGCCAAUGUGCAUCUAGAGCAGCUGCUACAUUUUAUAAAAAAAAAUUGCUACGAUUUUAAAGGCAAGUACAUCCAGUUGAAUAAUUCAAUAUAUGACUUUUUCAAUCAUCUGGUGGAUCACCUAUACCAUUUUAAUAUCCACCAAGGGAACAACCCCCACUUUGUUAAAGUUAUGAAUGUCCUCAUUCCACUUUACAUGGAAAAGACGAAGGACAAAAAGGACAGCGUCCUUUGCAACAACUUCCUUCAGAAAUGCUUCCACUAUUUCGACAACAACGUCAUUAUGGAUAUCUUGAUAAAGAACAGUGACGCGAAGAAUGCUAAGAAGUGUGAGGAAUGUAUCAAAAUGUUGCAGAAGUUGUUUCUCUCCAGGGGGGCCAACUCGGGUCCGAACACGGGAGGGAGUUCCUCUGCGAAUGGCUCCUCCGGGAAUGGAUCCUCCACCCCCAGCGUUAACGUAAAGAGUCUCAUCUUUUUCCUAAAAAAAUUUGUCGACUCGAAGAACACAAAUUUGAAAAACUCGUCAAUGCUUCUGUUGCAACUGUUGAGCAGGAAUUAUGGGGACAAAUAUGUACUGUCCCACUUGGAGGGCAUCUCCGAGAAUAUCCGGAAGUUGGUUAAAUCGAAGGAGGACGUGGAGCGCUUCGUGCAGAGGCAGGCGCUGCAGUCCUCAGCCUCGUUGGUGCACACGGCGGAUACGAACAAGUGCAGCGGUGGAAGUGGUGGUAUCGGUGGUAUCAGUGGUAGCGUCCGUGCUGGGGAACGGGGCAAGAACCCCGGGGCUGCUCCCCCGGUGCUGUUUGCGCCCCAAUGGGACGAGGAGCCACAGGGGGGGGACUCCCAGGUUAGCGGCCAUGUUAGCGGUCAUCCAAGGGGCCAUCCAGGGGAUCAAACUAGUGCUCAUUUACGCGGCCGAAACACCAAAUGGGAGGACGGCAACCAAGAGGAACCCCCCUCGAGGGCUCACAGCAACACGGUCGAAAUAGACUACACAAAUGCGUACCUAAAUUAUAAGAGCACCAAAAUAAUUGCAAAGAAAGAGGACGGUGAGGAGCAGUUCUCCGCUCGCAUGAAAGGAUCGGAUGCUCAGGAGAAGUGGAAAGUGGAAAAUGGGAACGACCAGGUAGAAUACGACGAGGGGGAAGACGAAAGAGAUGGGGAUGUCGACCAAGAUUACCAACCGGAGGAGGACGGAGAAGACGAGGAAGAAAAAAUGGUCAACAUAAGUGACAUGGUUAAGCAGCACGUGAACCAUAUAAUGAGCGAAGGAAACCACACCAGUAAUCACAUCCAAAAAAUUAUUAACAUAAUCGAGAAGGUGGGAAAAUACUAUAUUAACCCCAACAAGCUAGAGGUCCUUCUUAACAAAGACACCAUGCAGCGAAUUCUAAGUAUCAGUAAGAGCAAAUGCGCGGAGCUGCUGUAUGUCCUCAUGUUUUCGUUAAGGGAUAAUGUGGACCUAUUCGUGGAUACCAUCCUGGAUUGCAUCAUCCGGAUGAUUGAAGACGCAGACGUCAGCAUUGAACAGAUCGAUAAGUUACUCUCCUGUAUGUGUAAGAACGUGGGGAUUUCGAAAUACAUUGGGCAUAUAAAUGGGUUCAUUAUGAGCGAGAAGUUGAGCAAUAUGCGGGAGGAGGGGGGGACUACUGCUGCCAUCCAUGCGAGUGGUCAAUCGAGUGGCCGUCUGGAUAGCCAAGGAAAGCGACCCGCCAAGAGGAACAAAAUACAAGUGCUCAUUAACAAUAUCAAUAGCAACCACAUUCUGCUUUUAAACGAAAACGUUAUUAAGAAGAAGGUCCUGAGAUUUUAUCUGGACCUCUUUUUUGAUGACAGUGAACAAGUCAGGCAAAAGGCUAGCAUAGUGUUGGAUCAUAUCUAUGCAAAGUACAAGGGAACCAUUUUUUUAGAAAUCUAUGAAAAAUUAUCUCUUCACAAGAAGGAGUGUCUCCAUGACAUUAUAAAUCAAAUGAAGAUAUCAAAGGAGGACUUCUCCUUUUACUCCAUUGUUAUGUCUAACAGUUCACAAAUGAAGAGAAUUUCAAACAACGAAAAUAGUCUGAGUGCCACCACUCCGACCAUGUCUAAAUCGAGGAGCAUUAAAAGGCUUAGCUCCAUUAGCAAAAAUAAAAUUCUAAAAAUUGAAUUUCCCCCUUAUCACAAAAUAAAGGUGGAUACUUUGAAGUGGGAGAAGCACCUUGAUCAGGCACACACCAACUACCUCAUGAGGGAAUUCAAGCCGUUCAGCAGUUCGGAACUGAUUCAGCACAUGUUUAGUGACAAUGCGAAUAUGGUUAACAGGAGCAUCCUCUUUUUUAAGGACUACCUGAGCAACAGCUCCAACCAGUCGACGUUUUUCUCCAAGUCAGGCUUCCUGGACUUGCUGCUCAAGUGGAUCUUCUACACACUGAAUGGCCACCAAAACAACAACGAGCUGCUCUGCGCCUGCAUAAAUUUGCUGCGGAUAAUUCUAAAAACGAUUGAAGACAACUAUGUGUACCUGAAUGAGCAGGAGCUGGUCAUUUUGGUCAACUUCAUUUGGGACCGCAUGAACAGCGAGGUGACCUCCUCGGAGAUGCGAAAAAAACUGAAGGAAAUCCUCCUCUGUCUGUGCUAUAUCUCGGAUCACAAGCUUUACUUUUCCCUCCUGUUGAAGAACCUUUCCUUGUGCAACCAGAAGCGUAUAUGCGACUCGCUGGACAUAAUCUUGAAGCUCAUCAUCCUGUACAAGGAGAAAUGCCUGCAUCUGGAGAAGGACGUGAUGAAAAUUUUGCAGGUGUUCACAAUUCACAGCAAAAACAAAAACGUGACGAUGUACUGCCUGAAGAUUUUCGCGAACAUCCAGUCCUUCUGCCCCAACUUCUACAAGUGCAUUGACAACGACGACAUCUCGACCUAUCUAAAAAGGAAAGUUGACGAAUUUGUUGAAAACUGCCCAGAUUACAAGAUUUCCCCGAAGGACACUGAAGACGACGAGAAUAACAGCUCCUACCAAAGUGACGACUCCGAAGGCAUUUCCAAAGAGGAGGGAAACCCCGAACUGGCGGCCUACUUGAAGAACAACGCAAGUCAGAGGAACUCCAUAAGGAAGGAAGUGGAAGGACACGUGAACGAGUUCCGCAAAAACGUCGAGGAAGUUCUAGAGGUAAAAAAAAAAAUCGAAGAAAUCGAAAUGGAUCGGACAAAUGAAGACUACAUGAACGACCAAAUAUCCUACGUGAGCAUCUCCAACAAUUUAAAGUUUGCAAUUGAAGCAAAUAGCUACUCGAGGAAUAAAGAAAUUUUCCACAUUCUGGAAUCUAAAAAUAAUGACAAGGUGGAGGGCUCAAACAGCUAUGAGAAUUCUCUGGUGUACUUCCGCUUCGUAUACUUGGCUUCUUUUCUCUACUCCAAUGAUGUGGAGACCAUUUCGAAGGUGUGCAAGAUCAUCGUUGACAACAUCGUGCAGGUCGGGAAGAAAAGCAAAAACGGGAAUUUCAUCCUAAAGGAAAACGGCAACUACAUUUUUAAAAACUUCAAUUUGUUUAUCACCCUAAUUAAGGGAGCGAAUUACUCGCUGAGGUUCCUAUUCCAGAAAAGCUUUUCGAAGGACAUAAAUGCAUCGUUCAUUCACUUCAAUGCGAUCCUAAGUAAUGUCCUGUUGGUGGACAUUCUAAUGAAGAAGAAAAGCUGCAUCGCAAGACUCUCCUUCAAUCAUUUCUCCUUUUUUUUUAUAAAUACGAUAGUCUGUUUGAGUAUAUAUACCAAGGUCAUUCACACCAAUAGGUACAUUUACUUUUUUAAAAAUGGGUCCAUCGCGAGAAGUCUCGUAACCAGCAUUCUUAACAACCUACUGGGGAGAGAAUUUCUGACAAGCCACUCGAAGAUCCUUGAAUAUGUCUGUAACGUGUCCCUAAACCUAGGGUUCGACAUCAUGAAGAAUAGCAAGAUUCUGUUGGAUGAUCUCAGUGAUACCAGUGAAUUCUAUAUCUACACAAACACAUACAUCAAGAUAUUGAAUAAAAUUUAUAAAAAGAUUAUGAACAAAAUUUGUGAGGAAGAUCGGAAAGACAAUCCUUUCGUCUACAGGAUUCUGCAUCUUCUCUUUUUAAGCCUGAACCGAUAUGACAUUUACUUGGGUAGGAUCCAGGGCGAUCGGAACAGGAAGAGGAAAAUGGAGGGCGAGCAGAAUGAUCUUCUCGUCGGGGGAAGUCACAACUCUGGGUCGUUUUAUAGCAAGAAGAUAUGCAAUAGUGAGCGGGUCAGUGAAAGGCUCAGCGAGGAUGCGACUGGCGAGGGGGGCGGCGUCCUCCCGGGGGAAAUCUUAGACCAUUCCAUUUUUGACUGUCGCACGAUUUAUUAUGAAAACUUGGGCGCGGUUCCCUGUGGUGGGGGUAACAUCGCCGGGGAGGGAAGCGGUGGAGUGGCUACUGGGAGCGGUGUAGUAACUACAGGCAACGGUGCAACCACUUCUGGAAGCGGCGCGGUGACUUCGAGCUGCCCCGUCGGGAACAAUGACACCCUGAGCUGUUGCAACCCGGCGAGGCCAGGCUUCGGCUCCGUGAGGGGAAGUCUCGGAACGGGCCGGGGGAGCAAUUCGGGAAGGGGCAGCAUCCCCCCGCGAGGGAGCAACACGCAGAUGAGAUCAGGCAAUACACAGCUUCGACGGAGCAGCUUGCAGCUUCGAUUGAGCGGUACCAGCAGGACGGCGAGUGUCACCCAAGACGUAGACAAUGAGCCCACUGCGGAUGCGCUGAAGCCAGGAUGCAACAACACAAACGAGACCGCCUACUCCAGAGAAGAAGCAAAAAAAGUACACGAAAGCAGAAUGGACUUCAUGACAAAGUACCUUUUUUUCAUUCAACUUAUCUUUUAUGGAAUCAAAAAAAACAAUCCACUAAUUUUACUAGCCUAUAUAAAUCACGAAAUUAAGAAAACACACUCGCUCAAUCUAACCUUCUAUUAUUACAAAAUGGAAAUGUUGCUGAAUAAAGAUGUGAGAAACUGCGUGCCAACGAUCAAUCUAAACACAUCAGGAGAGUUCUAUGGAUUGGAUUUCUCCUUCGAGAAGUUUCUACAUCAGCAUGAAGAUCUGGAAAGAUUAGAAGAACCCAUUUUUAGUUCCUACAAAAAUGUAUUCAGUCAGUCUGCCAAUUUCGACUCAGAAAUUAUUUACAACAAUUUCGAUCUCUCCAUCGAUGAUGCAGUACACAAGAAAAGAGAGUUCCUUGAAUCGCUAAAAAUGAUGAAUGUGAAUGAAGUGGCAUUCAGCUCAAAGAAGUAUGAGCAUUUGAAGGCAGCUAUUUUGGAUUACAUUAACGAAUUGGAGAAUACGGAGGUGCUGGAUGAUGUUCUUCAGAGUGUUGACCUCGUAUCGGAUUAUAACUUCCUUUGCACCAUGUAUAGGAUCCCGAAGGAAUUGGAGAAGCAGCCCCCUGCAGGGGGCGAGGAGAUCGCUUCGGGGGACUGUACAAAGGGGGACGCUGCAAAGGUAGAUGAUUCAAAGGGGGACAGUGAAAAGGAAGACGGUCCAAAAGACCACCCCGUAAGAGACCCCCUCGAGGAAAACCACCGGCCAGAAAAACGGAGCGAAACGAAUGUAAUCCAGCAAGACGAUCAAAAGGUGCCCAAUUUGAUGAACGGGGAGAGGAAUCUAACCGAGCGAAAGGAUGAAGGCAAUCCGGAGAAAAACGAUCAGAGGGAGGAAGACGAAGAAGGAGGCAACCCAGAGAAAACCAAUCAAAGGGGGGAAGAAGAAGAAGACGAAGAAGACAAAAACCGCCAUCGGAACGACCUAACACAUGGACGUAGCACCCAAAAUAACCUUCCCGAAAAGGAAAAGAAUGACGUGACAUUUAUUAGUCGCAGUAUUUACCUACGAAACGAAACUGUGGAAAAUAUUGACAUGAAUGAAUUGCGAUUCAAAUAUGAUUCUGCUCUGAGGGAGUCACCCUGUGGUAUGGCUGAGAAGGGAGAUUACGGCUUCCUCGUGAAAGACAGUAAAGAGAGUGAACCGAAUCAGAGGGGUGCCAACUCAGGGAUUGUCCCUAAAGAAGGAAUGGAAAGCCACUCCGGAGAAAAGAAGCAUAACCCCAGUGCUUUAUACGAUAAGAAGGACCCCCUGAAUAUUUUUAACAGUAGCAGAUUUGAAGCACAUAGAAGACGUGGAGGGGACCAAAAUGAAGAUCCGCUGCAGACACACACAGAUCAUCAAAGAAGGGGAGAGAGCCAGGCUAAGAAGAGCCACUUUUACUCCGACCCGAGCAAGUACCAAGCGGAGCAGAAACACACAAAUGAUAAUCCUCCUAGUGGUCAUAAAAAUAUACACAAUGAAGAGGACACACAAGGGAAUAAAACAGAUUAUCGCAUUAGCGUCUUCGCAGCGGAAGGGGAGAGUAAAGGAGAACAUGUCGAUGGGCAGGGAAGCUUCUCCAUAAAAAGGACAUCUCUGCGUGGGGAAUCAAGCGAGUCAGCGGCAGGGGAGAGGUUUCCCCCUGGACCCCCCACUCAGACCGUACAACAGACCCGACUUCGAAGCAGCGCAGAGGUGGUAAGUAAGACACAAAUGGGAGUUAAAGACCCUGCCAAAGAGAGAACCAGUGCAGACGUGAGGGGGAAAACUAGGGGGGGGAGCACCCUAAGAAGUAGAACCCCGCAGUACACUGAGCAUACGUCACGGACUCCCCACACGGAUAAGACAAUGACUGCAGAGGAGAAACCCCAUUGCGUGCUGAAGAGGGGCAAGUCGAACGACGGGAAAUACAAGUGGUCUGAUUACGGAGGGUCCAGUGUAAUCAGUGGAGACAGGCAAAACGGGUCUUCCUUCUGUGCGGGAGCUGCCACGGGAGGGGGCCACGAUAGACCCCUUACAAAGUCAAAAACGAACGUAAAGUAUUUAAUAAAGAAGUACGAAAGUCAAAGGGACAUUAUGGGUGGAUCUAACAGCGUGAAAUCUGCCUCCAUUUCUUCAAGGGGCAAAAAUGUGGAAUCCUUAGCCCUAGGCAGCAACGGCAGUAGCACCUUGAACAGUGGAGCAAACCAUCAGCACAGAAGCAGAGCGAACCGAGUGGAUAAUUCGCUAAGUAAUACCAAAUUACCGUCUUUUCAAAUGGAUAAGAGAAAGAAAUACCUCUACGAACGGAGCAUGAGCUCAUCAUUUGAUGUUAAGACAAAAGGAGGAGACACACAAAACGUCGCUAACAUCAUGAGGCAAAAUACUAUCAUAAGACAUUCCGACGUUGGCAAUAAUUUCAUGAAUACGUCCCUGAUCAAUAAGGGAAAGAAAAGCAGUUUUCCUCACGCAAGUCACAGCAACAGUGUGAGCAGCAGAAACGGGGCCACUGACACUGGCAGUGGCAAUUGGAAGAACCACGUCGCGCCACCCAGUCAUUCCACGAAGAGAAAAAAUAACAUUGAAAACCUGAACAAGUAA
This is a messenger RNA of Plasmodium inui San Antonio 1, 9963 nucleotides long. RefSeq lists its product as hypothetical. The record is from RefSeq and is a predicted model, not a curated record. The transcript is spliced from 10 exons. Gene Ontology annotation, cellular component: kinetochore; centrosome; spindle pole. Gene Ontology annotation, biological process: centrosome duplication; mitotic spindle organization; microtubule polymerization. Gene Ontology annotation, molecular function: microtubule plus-end binding; microtubule plus end polymerase activity. NCBI's taxonomy places the organism in Eukaryota, Apicomplexa, Aconoidasida, Haemosporida, Plasmodiidae. Bases 1 to 9963 code for a protein of 3320 amino acids.